UAUGAUUGCCAUUAAAUAUAAGAGCGUAAAUUAGUGCUUAUUAAGGCGACAAAAAGCAAGAACAAUUUGCACAACCAUGCAAUCAAACUCCGUAUAUUCGUCUGCUUAUUUCGACUACUUCUUAAGUUGAAACCCCUAAAAUAUGCAAAACACCGUUCCAAAUUAAUUAGGAGGACGGUUCCAUUAUACUAUUUUAGGUUGAUAAGGGUGUAAUAUAAUUAAUCAGACACUCAUAAAGUCACGGAUGAUUGUAUUCUAUAUAAACUGAUGACUGAUAAAUGUAAUUCUAUAUCGUACUUAAUAAAGAUCCUAUUCAGUUUAAUAUAAUGUAAAUCUGGCAUUGUUUUGUUUUAAAUAUUUUUCAAUUUUUGUCAGAUUAACUUUAUCGGGUACAUCUAAAUAAUUAAAACAUGUACUCAACAGAAUGUCAAGCACAAUAUAUACACCUGCACGAACCGAGUUUGCACGUAAGGAAGAUUCAUAUAAGGACAUUUAAGGGAAAUGUCGAACGCUGAAAUAGUAUUACUUUAAUAAUUCUCUUUUUAAAAAGUCGGUACGAUUUUAUUUAUCUUCUCAGUCUCAAAUAAAAGUUUUUGUUGAGUUGGAUAUAUUUUGUCGUUGAGUUAAUUUGAUGCUGAAGAAAUAAGAAGAAUAACAUGGAAGAAAUACACCGUGAACUCUUAAAGAAGAGAAGGUCCUACUUGCUAGAAAACGUUAUCAUGGAAGACGGACUACUUUUAAAGCUGAGGGAAGCGGGACUUUUUACUAAUACGAUGGUCGCAAUAAUACAAACCGAGGACGACCCAGAGAAGCAACUAAACCGGAUGUUAGAAAUGAUACCAAAACGAGGUCCGGAUGCAUUCGAGAUAUUCCUUGAUUGCUUAAAGGAGGAUUACCCAUGGGUCGUCAAUAAUUUCAAAGAAAAGGAGGUUGAACUGAUAAAUUUCAACGCAAGGGCAAAUUCUGAUGUUAAUCCAGAGAUAAGACGAACGGUUAAAGAAUACAUCAGGGAACUAGCACGAACUACGAGACUUAAUCAAGCUCAACAAAGGGCAAUGGAAGACUUUCUGUGUAGACAUAUCACUAUAGAUACAAACUUAACUAACACCAAACUACCGGGAUACAGACUUUAUAAAAUACAUAAACAACUUUUAUCUGUCAUCCCAGUCACUUCAUUUGUCGAGAGCGAUCAAAUGGACCUGAAAGGUACAAUUCCUGAAAACGUCAGUAUUGAUAAGAUUGAAACAGAAGUGCAAUAUAUAAUUGAUAGAGUGCAUGAACUUGAAGCGAUUAUUGAAAGCUGUUAUGAAAAGAUGGGUGAAGAUAGUCGUAACAUUGACCUUCCGGACUUGAUUCAUACCCAGAGACGAUUGCUGCUUCAGAAGGAGAUAGAGAUACAGGAGCUGAAGAAUCAGAUCUCCUCACAGAUCAGGAAGAUGCGGGUAACGGUAGAUAAGGCAAAGAAAGCACAAGAAGCAAAUUUAAAGAACACAGAGGAAAAGGAGGAGUUAGAGAAAUCUCUAGACACGCUUAAAGUAAAGAUACAGAAAUUGCAAGAAGAGAGACAAAAGAUGGCAAUGAAGAUGGCGUUUGAUGGAAAUGCAUCGAUUGGACCAGCUACAAGCACGGCGCCUUCGUCUCCAAGGUCAAAGUCAUCCAGAUCAACGGACACUAUACCAAAAGGUUUAACAAAACUUUUAGCAAGUCGACGACAGAGCGAGAAGUAAUGAAAAGUAACAAUAUUAACUGGUCAUUUUGAUGAAAUUGUCAAAUUUGUCCUGCUUUAUGUAAAAAAAAUCCAAUCAAAACGACAAAAUAAAGGAAAAUGAGACGACAACAACAAAAACAGUCAAAAAACGAAUGAAAUGAAAAAGGUUUAGCAUAUUUUUACGCAAUUUGGAAUAUGCCUGCAUUUGUCAAUGUACUUAGUAUGUUUUGUUUCCUAAUUAAGAUUUGAAUAUUUAUUUGAUAAAAAUAGAAUUCAGUUGAA
Molecule: messenger RNA, 1990 nt
Organism: Ruditapes philippinarum (Manila clam)
Lineage: Eukaryota; Metazoa; Mollusca; Bivalvia; Venerida; Veneridae
Exons: 5
Coding region: 657-1727 (356 amino acids)
Biological process (GO): regulation of apoptotic process
Molecular function (GO): protease binding; death domain binding
Source: RefSeq, a predicted model, not a curated record